Molecule: messenger RNA, 1778 nt
Organism: Hermetia illucens (black soldier fly)
Lineage: Eukaryota; Metazoa; Arthropoda; Insecta; Diptera; Stratiomyidae
Exons: 9
Coding region: 154-1641 (495 amino acids)
Source: RefSeq, a predicted model, not a curated record
GCAAUUCUCAUUUAGUAUACACGCGAAACAGCCAGGUGUAGGUCUGAAUCGACGCGAGAAUCAAUUAGCGUGUAGCGUGUAUACCUUAAGUUUCGAAAGUAUCUAGAUUUCGUUAGUAUUAUAGUUGGAACGGAAAUAUCUGAAGAGAACAAAAUGCAAACGAGUGUUUUAUUGAUAUUCGGGGCUGUGGUUUGUUUUAGUUCCUGCUUCGCUAAGUUACCUGCGGAUAUUGAACUGUGCAAAGCGGAAGAUGUGCAGUGCAUUGCUCGGGUAACAACCGGAAUUAUUCAAAGCAAUCCGAAAGGACGAUCGGAUCUCGGAAUUCCACCUUUAGAUCCAUUCCGCAUCAAUUCACUUGUGAUUAGUCAAGGCGCCACCGGAGCGUUGAACCUGGAUCUGAGCUUCAAAAAUAUCGACAUUGUCGGAUUCUCCAAUACCAAAAUUGAUCGCGCUGUCGGUUUCACCAAAGACCCCCACACCAGUAAAUUUGAAAUGUACGCAUCCGUUCCAAAGCUCAGCAUCCGUGGAAAGUACAAAGCCAGUGGAAGAAUUUUGUUGCUUCCAAUAACAGGGGAUGGUGAUGCAGUUAUUGCUAUGGAGAACGUAAAAUUGGCCGCAAAAUACAAACCAAUUAUUAACGAAAAAGACGGACACCAAUAUUUGGACAUCGAUAAAAUCAAGUUGCGCCUUGAACCUAAAAAGGUAUCGAUCCGCCUGACAAACCUCUUCAACGGAGAUAAAACCCUUGGUGAAAAUAUGAAUGCUUUCUUGAACGAAAACUGGCGUGACGUCUGGACGGAACUGGCUCCCUCCAUUGACACCGCCAUAGCUGAGGUUUGCAAGAGUAUUAUGGUAAACCUCUUCAAGAAAUUCUCAUAUGAUGGCAUUUAUGCUGAAAUGAAUUGCCUAGCGAUUAUCUCAAUUUUUAGUGUAUUUUGUGGGCUGAGCAAUGGAGCAUUUCCUGCCGAAAUAAAAAAAUGCAAAUAUGGCGACAAUGAAUGCAUAAAAGGAAUAAUAGAAUACAUUUUCCACAGCAAAGCUCACGAUGGCUUACCUGGACUCAACUUAAUACCACUAGCUCCCCUGGUUAUUAAAUCAGUGGACAUAAAUCAAGGAGCAGAAAGUCCUGUUAAUGUAAAUUUGAAAUUUAGAAAUAGCAAUUUCAAUGGAGUUCCAACCAUAGAUGUGAGGAAAGUAACCGGAUUCGGUAAAGAUUUAACAGGACCUCAUGCUCUUUACAUCGGUGGUGACUAUGUUGCUCUGGCUGGGAAAUAUGAAGUUCAAGGACGGGUUCUCCUCUUACCAAUUAAUGGAGCCGGUGACAGCAAUAUCACUUUGGCAAAUCCGGAAUUUAAGAUUACAUUCCAUGGUAAACCAUAUGAAAAGAAUGGUAAGACGCACAUGAAAGUUGAGGAUUUGAAAUUAGAUGGCAAAGUCUCUCGGGUGCACAUUUACCUUGGAAACCUGUUCAAUAGUGAUAAAUCCCUCGGCGACAGCAUGAACAAAUUCUUGAACGAAAAUUGGGAAGAUGUCUUCAAUGAGUUGAAAGGGAAAAUUUAUGAAGCUUUUGGUCUAAUCUUCCAGUCAAUAAUUAACAAUGUCUUCGCCAAAUAUCCUUAUGAGGAAAUGUUUAGUGAUUAAUAUGUUUAUAUUCGUACCUCUCGUAGUAUUUCAUUUUGUAGUUAAGAAUCUUUUAAUUAUUCGACUGGAACUCAGUCAAAAAAUCCGAUGUAAAUAAUUUUAUACGAAAUAAAUGAUUCAAUAUAAUACAGAUAAAA